Penaeus monodon (black tiger shrimp) is the source of this 1267-nucleotide messenger RNA. RefSeq lists its product as uncharacterized. NCBI's taxonomy places the organism in Eukaryota, Metazoa, Arthropoda, Malacostraca, Decapoda, Penaeidae. The record is from RefSeq and is a predicted model, not a curated record. The transcript has 8 exons. Bases 167 to 1096 code for a protein of 309 amino acids.
AAAAUUAUGCUCUCUAAGUUUGGACUCGAACCCCGGUCCUCCGUAAGCUUCAGUUUCGUGGACUCGUGUGUGCUUUGAACGUGUUUUAUUUGCAUGUUUUAUGGUGUUUGUUUCAUCGUGAUUGCGUCAUCCGCGAGCGUGUUAUUCUGACCAUCUCUUAACAACAAUGAAGGAAGGUAAAGUCUGCCCUCACCACGCCAGGCCAUGGGCGUGCAGAAGCUUAGGUGUGAUUUUGGCAAUAAUCACUCUUCUCGUUCUCCACGUUGCGUUUACACCGUCUUAUACAACUUGCCUCCUGAAAUCAUUAAAAGGUCCUUUGCCAGUCGAUGACCCAGAAUUCCUAACCUAUCUCAGACAAGAGGUUCUCGACCCCCCCUCGGACGAGCCCUAUAAUCUCUUGGGCGAAGAUAACAUCGGCCAUAAGAUAAGGGAGAGGAGUGAGGAGUUCUACGAGGAGAAACUGAGAGCCCUUUUUAAGGAUGUGCGCAACGGCUUCUUCAUCGAGGCCGGCGCUCUCGACGGGGAGACGAUGUCGAACACCCUGGCCCUGGAGCGGGACCUGGGCUGGACGGGCCUCCUCGUGGAGCCCGACGCCAAGAACUACCAGCUCCUGAGGGCGAAGAACAGGAGGGCUUGGUCGGCCAACGUCUGCCUCGCUCCGAGGCCUUACCCGUCCGUGGAACUGUUCAACGAGCCCCCGCAUCAUCCUGGACCGAUGGCAGUGCCACUGGGUGCCAAAAUGAGGGCAAUGCAUUCCCUGACAGAGUAUUCCAAUGACAAAAAUAUAGGUAAUGUGUGGUUUCUGAAAGUACCAUGUAUUCCCUUGGAGUCGCUGCUACUGGCGAUGCAGGUGAAUAGAAUCGACCUUCUCGUGCUCGACGUCGAAGGAGCGGAGAUGGCGAUACUUGACCACUUUGACCUUGAGAAGUUCAAUGUGCAGGUCCUGUGUCUGGAGUGGAAAAACGUUGCGGACAUUGACAGCAUCUCCGGCAAACUCCAGGGACGCGGUUAUGUUGAAGUGGCACGAAAAUUUGAAGACAUAAUUCUUGUGAAGAAAAACUCACCUUACGUCGGGAUCUUAGAGAAGAGAAGAUGAGAAGGGGGACGAGAAAGGAUGGAGGAAGAAGGGAGCAGGAAGGAAAAGAGAUACAAGGUAGAGAGGAGGAGGAGAAGAAGAAGAAGAAGAAGUUGAUGGUGAAGGAAAUACGGUGUGAUAUGAGUGUUGGUUGUUUCUUGAAGUUUAAGAAUGAUUUCAUGCCAAUUUCAA